Apus apus (common swift) is the source of this 2122-nucleotide messenger RNA. RefSeq names its product interferon gamma receptor 2 (gene IFNGR2). Gene Ontology annotation, molecular function: protein binding. The coding region runs from base 117 to 1115 and encodes 332 amino acids. The record is from RefSeq and is a predicted model, not a curated record. The transcript has 7 exons. Lineage: Eukaryota; Metazoa; Chordata; Aves; Apodiformes; Apodidae.
CUGCGGCGCCGCGGGUGCGGGGCGGUCCCCGCUCGGCUUGCGCGCCGCCGGCCCCGCUGCUCAGGCGCCGGGGAGCAGCCUGCGGGGCCGGGCGGCGGGACGCUGCCGGCUAGGCCAUGCCGUGCUGGGAGCCGCUCCUCUCCUUCCUCCUCCUCCUCCUCCUGGGCUGGCGGCGGGCUGCGGGCGCAGAGUCUUCUCCCCAUUUGCCGGCACCAAAGGAUGUAGUGGUUUAUUCCUAUAACUUUAAUAGUUCACUGAGAUGGUCUCCUGUUGAAGUGGAUAGAGGCGUGGUCUUAUACACAGUCCAGUAUAAAACCGGGGCCUUCAACGAGUGGGAUGAGAUGAACUGCACCCGGGUGGUGCAGACCCAGUGCAGCUUCCCCUGGUCGCUGAAGCAGCGGCGCUGGACGGUUGUUCUGCGCGUGAGGGCUGAGCUGGGGCAAGUGGCUUCUGACUGGGUGGAGACAGAUCCGUUUGUGGCAGAGAGAGACACUACAAUAGGGCCCCCAAAAGUGAACUGUGAGACUCAAAAUUCUGACUCCCUUCUCAUUAGUAUCACACCCCCUAUUGGAUCUGAAGCAAGAUACUUUCUUCAGUAUCAUGUGUCCUACUGGGAGAAUGCAACAAGUACUACUAAACAAGAGAUAAAGACAAGCAAUACACUAUUCAAAAUCAGAAACAUAAAGGAAUCGACACUUUAUUGUCUUGGUGUUCAAGUAGAAUUGACAACAUACUUAGCUUUCCAGUUACUUGGACUGCAAAGUGCCCCAGUGUGUUGCAGAACUACAAUCAGCGAAGCAACCAGAGCUGCAUUUAUUAUACCAAUAUUUGUGUUGGUGUUAGCUCUUGUAACAGGUGGUUUGUUUCUUCUGUGGAGAAACCGCAGGACAAUUAAAUACUGGUCUCAGCCACCUUUAGAAAUCCCAUCACACUUCAAAGAGUAUUUGAAAGACCCUACCAUGCCUGUUCUGGAGCUGUUGGACAAUCACGUUGAGGAUGACCCUCCCGAUUCCUUAUCUGCUUUAUCUCAUGUGGAAGGAAGUCAAGCCUGCGGCAACAGUUUGGAUGAUCAAGCUCAUUCAUGCAGCAUCUCCACUGAAAGCGAAGUAACUUAAGUGGUACCCUAGUGAGAGUGCCUGGACUGAGUCUUUGCAGAGGCUCCUGCCCGUGAGCAGUGCCUUGUGGCUGCUGUCAGAGCAGACAACCCAGCCCUGGACAGAAUGCAGCCACUGACAAAUUCUGAGCAAGAGGUUGCUUCCUGAGAAUAGCGUGGACCCUGAGCCAUUGUUUAAAUGGCUUCUGCUGUGCCACAAUAGCAACUGUGUUCUGCCAGAGACUUAUCAGGUGGAAGGUGAAAGACAAUGAACACUAAAUUGCCUUAAGACAGACGGUUAUGAAAGGUUUUUAUUAACAUAAUCAUAUUUUCCACCCUGAAAUGAAAUAAAGCUUUGAGAAAUAACAGCACUUUAUUGUAGGAUGUAGUACUACCUUGAGUUUUUCAAUGGCACCAUUAAUCACUGGCUUUUGUUUUGUUGCCUUAAUUGUAAACUCAACAUGUAUUAUAUCCAUCCCAGUAUUUUUUUCUGAAUGGUUUUUAAGUACAUGGCAUCUUCUGUGGCAGGGUUCUUCCCCGCAGAUAAAAAUGGCACUCUAAAAAUACAUUUUACAGUGCUUCACUCUCUGCAGCACAAAUCUGUGCAAAGAACUGUGCCAGGAAAGGCUUCCUAGUAUCUGCCUCCCACACAUUCAUGUGAAGCAUUAAUCUUCUGCUCCUGCAGUGACACAGUUGUUCCUCACAGCAAAACAAGCUUUAAAAUAAUUUUUCUCAGAAUGUAUAUAAUAUGUAUGUGUUUUUAUCAGACACUAAAAUCUCAUGUUGGCUAUCAAUCAGAUUAGUCCCACAAAUGGAGAGUUGACAGAAGGUUGUGUUUUGAGUCCUUUGAAGCAGACUACAAGUGAAGCCUUACAUCACAAUCUGGUAUCUAAUAAAGGACAAAUAACCAAUGAACCACUUCUGUACUAAAAAGGUUGGGUUUAUUUGUUUUGACUUUUUUGGGGGUUUGAUACAACUUGUUUCAAAAAAAAAAAUAAAAGAAAAAUAUGCUUGUUUGUUUGCAAAUAA